Messenger RNA from Selaginella moellendorffii, 666 nucleotides. RefSeq names its product pentatricopeptide repeat-containing protein PPR5, chloroplastic-like. The transcript has 2 exons. The record is from RefSeq and is a predicted model, not a curated record. The coding region runs from base 1 to 666 and encodes 221 amino acids. Lineage: Eukaryota; Viridiplantae; Streptophyta; Lycopodiopsida; Selaginellales; Selaginellaceae. Gene Ontology annotation, molecular function: mRNA binding; protein binding.
AUGAUCUCUUACGCCGGAGUCGUUGGGAGCCUGAGGCUAGCACGAAUCUGGUUCGACGAUCUCAAAGGCAAGGGGCUCAAGCAAUCGACGAGGUGCUGCAAUGCUCUCAUCCUCGCCUACGCCAAGAAAGGUGACGCUCAAACCGCGGUCUCCAUCCUCGAACAGACGAAAGCCUUCCGCAAGGGGUGCUCGCCAAACGCAGUCACGUACUACAUCCUCAUCGCCAUGUUUGCGAGUCUGGGUGACUCGCCAGGCCUCGCAAAUCUCCUGCGCGACAGCGAGUGCUCGAGCUUUCGUUCCGACGCCAUGACUUACAACACUCUCCUCUGCGGCUACUCGAAGAUGGGAAUGCCGGAGGAUUUCGACAAGACACACGGGGAAAUGGUGGAGGAACUUAGCGAGGAGAGCUACAAGGCGUUGCUCGUUGGAUACUCGCGGCGGGAUCGUCUCGACGAGCUCCAGUGCUGUGUGGGGGAGAUGCUAGCCAGGGAGAUGAGUCUGGCAUCACCGGUGGUGGCAGAAGAGAUCGCCAAGGCUUACAGAAGAAAUCGAUGGGUGGAAGGAUUGGACAUGCUUUUUCCAGAAUAUGGACUCACUGGCUGGAAGGAUUUCUUGAAAACCAUGCUGCUGGAAUUCAUGGUACGUGGCAAACAAAAGCUGCAAUAA